UGUGUGUUGUCAUGGUAACCGAACGCUAACCGACUCACUUCUUGCUGCUGUUAGCUGCUUUAGGAAGAAUAAAUCAUGUCUGAUGCGGGAUCUGAAGACUUUGAAGAUGAGCAAGGUUAUCUAGGAGAAUAUGAAGGUGAAAGGAAUGAAGAAGGAGAGAGACACGGCGAGGGGAAAGCAGUACUGCCAAAUGGAGACACCUACCAGGGAAUGUACAAACAGGGCAAAAGAUGUGGGGAGGGGACUUACAGAUUUAAGAACGGGGCUCGUUACAUAGGGGAGUAUUACAUGAAUCUGAAGCAUGGACAGGGUGUUUUCUACUACCCUGAUGGUUCUAAGUAUGAAGGCUCAUGGGUGGAAGACCAGCGCCACGGUCAUGGCAUCUAUACAUAUCCCAAUGGUGACACUUAUGAUGGGGAGUGGCUGCAGCAUCAAAGGCAUGGACAAGGGGUGUACACAUACCACGACACAAAAUCAAAAUAUAUUGGCCCAUGGGUCAUGGGUAAGAUGGAGUCUGCUGGAGAGUUAAUUUAUCAGAACCACAGAUACCAGGGCAACUUUCUAAACAAUAAUCCCUCAGGAGCAGGACAGUAUGUGUUUGACAUUGGCUGCGAGCAACAUGGAGAGUAUCUGCAGGUUGUUCAGGAUAAAGGAGAUACAGAUGAGGAGGAACCAGUAACUUCCACCAUUCUAAAAUGGAAACCCAGAGCUAUCACUAGCUUAUCAUCCAACACCCCUGCUAAAGACAAUGCCUCAGACAAUGCCUCCUUGGGUCUGGGCUUGUCUGAGGAAGGAAUGGCACAGGUGCACCUAGAGGAACAAAAAACUGAGCAGACCUCAGCCCCGGAAGCCAGCUAAAUAUUUUGAAUGCUUUUCUUUUUCACAGAACUAUUGGUUUAACUAUCAUUAAACAAAUAUAUGCUUAUUUUCUCUAUAAA
Molecule: messenger RNA, 938 nt
Organism: Trichomycterus rosablanca
Lineage: Eukaryota; Metazoa; Chordata; Actinopteri; Siluriformes; Trichomycteridae
Gene: rsph1
Product: radial spoke head component 1
Exons: 8
Coding region: 76-858 (260 amino acids)
Source: RefSeq, a predicted model, not a curated record